CAUCAUUAUCACCGAGUAGAAGAAGCAGUGCAAAGUGUUUUAUUUUUUGUUGCAAUUGACUGUUGAGAAUCAAAUCAAAUCAAGAUCGAAGAAACCCUAAACCCCCUUUCGAUUGUGAUUUCCGAUCGAAGAAGAAGAAGAUGGAUGAAGAGUACGAUGUAAUCGUUCUGGGAACUGGUCUCAAGGAAUGCGUUCUCAGUGGUCUUCUCUCUGUCGAUGGCCUCAAAGUUCUUCACAUGGAUAGAAAUGAUUAUUACGGAGGAGAAUCCACUUCCCUCAAUCUUAUUCAGCUUUGGAAGAAAUUCAGAGGAGAUGACAAGCCUCCUCCUCAUUUGGGUUCUAGCAAAGACUAUAACAUUGACAUGAACCCUAAGUUCAUUAUGGCCAAUGGCACAUUAGUGAGGGUUCUCAUUCAUACUGAUGUUACAAAGUAUCUCUAUUUCAAAGCUGUGGAUGGAAGCUUUGUCUUUAACAAAGCAAAGGUUCACAAGGUACCUUCAAAUGACAUGGAGGCUUUGAAGUCCCCACUUAUGGGAAUAUUUGAAAAACGCCGCGCACGCAAGUUUUUCAUUUAUGUUCAAGAUUAUAACGAGAGUGAUCCUAAAACUCAUGAUGGGAUGGACUUGACAAGAGUCACUACUAAGGAACUGAUAGCAAAAUUUGGCCUUGAUGAUAACACUGUGGAUUUCAUUGGUCAUGCUUUGGCGCUUCAUAGAGAUGAUCGCUACUUGAAUGAGCCAGCACUAGACACUGUAAAGAGAAUGAAGUUAUAUGCAGAGUCUCUUGCACGAUUUCAAGGGGGAUCACCUUACAUAUAUCCUUUGUAUGGUUUAGGAGAGCUUCCUCAGGCAUUUGCACGGCUUAGCGCUGUUUAUGGAGGCACAUAUAUGUUGAAUAAACCUGAAUGCAAGGUGGAAUUUGAUGAUCAAGGAAAGGUUAUUGGCGUCACGUCUGAAGGGGAAACAGCCAAGUGCAAAAAACUUGUUUGUGAUCCAUCAUACUUGACCAACAAGGUGAGGAAGGUUGGUAAGGUUGCAAGGGCAAUAGCCAUCAUGAGCCAUCCGAUCCCCAACACCAAUGACUCCCAAUCGGUGCAAGUUAUUCUCCCACAAAAGCAACUGGGCCGAAAGUCAGACAUGUACUUAUUCUGUUGCUCGUAUUCUCACAAUGUUUGCCCAAAGGGAAAAUUUAUUGCAUUUGUAUCAACUGAGGCAGAGACAGAUCAGCCUGCAAUUGAACUGAAACCUGGAAUUGACCUUCUAGGACCUGUUGAUGAGAUAUUUUUUGAUAUGUAUGAUAGAUUUGAACCAGUCAAUGAACCCACCCUAGACAACUGCUUUAUUUCGACAAGUUAUGAUGCUACCACUCACUUUGAAUCAACCGUACUGGAUGUCCUCAACAUGUAUACGUUGAUAACUGGAAAGGUUCUAGACCUCACUGUGGAUCUCAGUGCCGCCAGUGCUGCAGAAGAGUAAAGAAAACAUAAUGAUUUCCUUUGUGUUUGUUAUGUGUUGCCGAUGGAAUCCAUACUUUGCACUUUACGACGAAUGUUAUCAGUUUAUAAUAAAUUAUUAUAUAAGUUGUUUUGUUUUGGACAAAGAAAACUCUGAAGCUUGUAGAACAGAUUUGUUUGCAGGGAAACUUUUACCCCUCCAGAUGCUCGCUUGUGCGUAAUACAUUUAUUAUUAUCUUGACA
Molecule: messenger RNA, 1696 nt
Organism: Medicago truncatula (barrel medic)
Lineage: Eukaryota; Viridiplantae; Streptophyta; Magnoliopsida; Fabales; Fabaceae
Product: guanosine nucleotide diphosphate dissociation inhibitor 1
Exons: 13
Coding region: 141-1475 (444 amino acids)
Biological process (GO): small GTPase-mediated signal transduction; vesicle-mediated transport; protein transport
Cellular component (GO): cytoplasm
Molecular function (GO): Rab GDP-dissociation inhibitor activity
Source: RefSeq, a predicted model, not a curated record